Molecule: messenger RNA, 3898 nt
Organism: Colletotrichum godetiae
Lineage: Eukaryota; Fungi; Ascomycota; Sordariomycetes; Glomerellales; Glomerellaceae
Exons: 7
Coding region: 95-3898 (1267 amino acids)
Source: RefSeq, a predicted model, not a curated record
CUUAUCUCUCACUUUCAACACCUUCUUCUCGCCUUCAGUCUAUCGUUGCUCACAACAUAUGCUUCCUGAGCAGUAACGUUGAACUCCAGUAACAAUGGCGUCUCAGAUUCUUGCACCAGCGGCUUCAGGGCCACAUGCCGCUAAAGAAAUGAAAGUCCUUUCGUUGGGAAUGACACGGACUGGCUCGGCUUCCGUCACCAAAGCUCUCACAAUCUUGGGCUACCAAGGAGUCCACCACGGCAUACAGGCUAUAUCUUCACCUCGCGAAUGGGCGCUAUUUUCUCGCGCCGCGGACUCGGUGUUUCCCACACUCCCGACUCACAACGGCGCUCCGUUUACCCGCAAAGACUGGGAAUCUCUCUUCGGCUCAUACGAAGCAGUCACUGAUAUGGGUUCCUUCUUCGCACUCCAACUCAUUGAGGCGUUUCCAGAAGCCAAAGUUAUCCUUGUUGAGCGCGACGUCGACAGCUGGUUCCAUAGCAUGGACGAAGCCAUCUUCAAGACCACCUGGGGCUUGCGCGCGGACCUGAUCAUUGACUUUCUGGGGCCGGCAUGGGGCUUGAACGGCGGAAGGACUCUGCGGAAAAUUCUACUAGGAUUUUACGGCGUUGGAAACGUCAAAGAGAUGAGAGAGGUCGCCAAAGAUCGUUAUAGGAAGCACUAUGCUGAGGUCCGGGCUGCUGUCCCCAAGGAUCAGCUUUUGGAGUUCAAGUUGGAGGACGGCUGGGUGCCGUUGUGCGAGUUCCUCGGUGAAGACGUCCCGGGCAGCGUUGAGUUCCCUGUGGCGAACCAGAGGAAAGAGCAUCUUGAGCGCGUUAGAACGAGACAGAACCGGUUCUUCAAGCUCGCUUUCUUUACUGGUCUGCGGAAGGUGAUGCCAUGGGCAUUUGGUCUUGGGGUCGUUGCAGCGGGCAUGUACUUUGCGAAGCCGACUUGGAAGCCAGGUCGGUUUGGAUUGGUUGAGCUGAAUCGCGUCUUUGAGACAAUACUGAAAGACAUCCAGCUCCAGCUGAAGGGCACUAUGAAGAGACGCCUGCUUGUGCACUGUUUCCACUCCAUCAUAAUGAAUUGGAUGCGGGUUAAUCAAAACUCCACUUCAGUGCACGAGGCCCCUGUCCACCACAUCGUGAAAGAUGAUCUUAGGGCUUGGCAAGCUCGAAGUGAUGGUCGCAUCGCUACGCCGUUUCUCAGCCCUGCUAUGCCCGUCUCCGGCAAUCAAACUAUUUGGAAAUUCUCAUCUCAUCAAUGGAGUCUAAUCGAGAAACAAUUGUUCGAUGGCUCGGGAAAAGACCACCCUCAAAUCCAGGGGUCACAUUUGGGAUACCUUGGCGACAAGGAGUCUGCUACCUCUCGAACACCAGUUUCAUUUGCAGAACAGAGAACAUGGCCAACAGCAUUCUGGCCUGACGGAUCUAUGAAAUGGACAAGUCAUGCGAUCCCUGCAUCAGCGACGGCAGAUGAGAGCUACCGCGUCGUUGCGAUUGACUCAUCGGACGCAGUCAUACAGAUUACAAAUGCGCUCAUAGUCGAGGAAGACUCAAACAUCAUCUCAAUUGAUACUGGGAAGAUUAAAAUCUCUUUUGCAAAGACAGGCAACGAGAUCAUCAAGAAAAUUGUCAAUGCCAAGGGCAGCACGGUUGGUGUGCAAGGCAGGCUGGUUUUGCUUUCUCAAGAUCGCAUCUAUGAUGCCGAUAAACCGGACUCUCUUGUGAAGCACCAUAGCUUCUACGGGCAGAUAACAUCGGUCGAAGUCGAGCAGACUGGUCCUAUUCGUGUUGUCAUAGCCGUUCGCGGAGUCCAUGUUGAAGCAUCUCGAGAAUCUGAGCCGGCUGUUGGAACCCACCAACCAUGGGUACCAUUCACACUCAAAUUCUACCUCUAUGCCGGGUCCAGCCAUAUCCGAAUACUCCACACCAUCAUAUACGACGGCGAUACAAACUGCUUUGUUCGGGGCCUCGGGAUUCGCUUCAAGAUGCCUCUUCAGGAAGAAGCGGCUUUCGAUCGUCAUGUACGCUUUUCGGGAGCAUCAGGGGGCGUUCUUGCUGAGGCUUCUCAGGGGCUUACUGGGCUUUGGAAGGACCCUGGAAAAGAAGUCAGAUCGGCUCAAGUGCAGGGCAGGCCUCUGCCGUCCCCUGAAAGUUGGAAUUCGGAGCUGCCCCAAGCCUCUCUGCGCUGGGUGCCCAUCUGGAAUGACUUUAGCUUGCAUCAACUCUCGCCAGAUGGUUUUACGCUCGAGAAACGACUGAAGGAAGGUCACCCGUGGAUCAAAACCGCGAGCGGUACCAAAGCGGAGGGGGUUGUCUACGUCGGUGGCGCAAAUCGAGGAGGGCUGGCCAUAGGAUCGAGACACUUCUGGGAACGAUACCCAACCGGGAUCGAUGUUCGAGGCGUUGGUGCCUCCCAGGAAGACACCGAGGUGACACUGUGGCUGUACGACCCCAAAGCUGGGCCUAUGGACCUUCGUCCUUAUCAUGACGGGUUAGGUCAGCAAGGUUUUGACGAUCAGCUAGACGCUCUAAAGAUCACUUACGAGGAUUGGGAACCGGAGCUUGGGACGCCUUACGGGGUAGCGCGAACGAACGAGCUGGUGAUCUCAGUGACGGACUCAACACCGGAUGGUGGUGAGUUCUCGUCACUGAUAGACUUGGUUCGAGAACCUCCAAAAUUACUGCCUAUCCCGGAGGCCAUUCACCUCAGUCAAGCUUUUGGUAUGUACUGGUCUCCACUGUCGAAAGUUCUCUCACCCACCGAUGAACAUCUCGAAUUCUUAUUUCAAUUCUACCAGAAGCAAGUGCAACAAAGGCGUUGGUACGGCUUCUGGGACCACGGCGAUAUCAUGCACACUUAUGAUGAAGACCGUCACACCUGGCGAUACGAUGUUGGCGGAUAUGCCUGGGAUAACUCAGAGCUGUCGCCAGAUUUAUGGCUUUGGCUAUACUUUCUGCGGACCGGCCGAACUGAUGUGUUCAAUAUGGCGGAAGCAUUGACACGUCAUACCGGGGAGGUGGAUGUAUACCAUCUUGGGCGGUACCGGGGUCUCGGCACACGACAUGGCGUACAGCACUGGAGUGAUAGCUGCAAGCAAAGCCGCAUAUCGAACGCCUUGUAUCGCCGAUUUUUCUACUACCUGUCUGGCGGCGACGAACGUGUCGGAGAGCUUCUCGAAGAGACGCUUGAUACGGAUCAAAAGUUUCUGGUCCUUGAUCCGUACAGAAAGGUCCGCAAGGACCGAGAAACCUACAGCCCAGAUGUACAUGCAGUUGAAAUCAGUCUGGGAACAGACUGGGCAUCGCUUGCAGCUUCCUGGCUUGUCGAGUUUGAGCGACGAGGGAUCGGUGCCCUGCGCAACGGCUUUGUCACAGGGAUUGCAACUUACAAUCCGUCAACUGGGGCCAUCUCGCCACCUGCUUCGGACCCUGAGAACAAUGGAGUGGUCAAAGUGUCCCAUCUAUCAGCGAUGUUCGGAUUGUUUGAGGUGGCGGCCGAUAUCCUGCAGCAGUUUCCAGAGAAAGCAAACGCAACUGGGUUCAGGAACGCAUGGCUAGAGUAUUGCACCUUUUUCAACGCUAGUUUAGAGGAACAGGAAACGCGAUAUGGUAGACCUGGCUGGGGCAGACUACAGCUAAGACAAGGACACUCACGUUUAACUGCCUUUGCGGCGAGCGAGCUCAAAAGGCCUGAUUUAGCUGAACGGGCGUUGGAGGAGUUUGAGAAUGGGGAUGGAUUUCGGGACUACGGUCCGAAAACAGUCUGGAAAAGUACACCAGUGAGCAGAAACCAUGUUCUUGAGCCUGCAGAUGAGGCUGCUUGGGUUUCUACCAAUUGCACUGCAUUGUAUGGUCUGGCAGCUAUUCAGAAUCUGGCACUGUUGACAGGAAAAACAAGGGCAGCAAAGUAG